Messenger RNA from Drosophila gunungcola (fruit fly), 805 nucleotides. Its product is annotated as ubiquitin-conjugating enzyme E2-18 kDa. The record is from RefSeq and is a predicted model, not a curated record. The transcript has a single exon. NCBI's taxonomy places the organism in Eukaryota, Metazoa, Arthropoda, Insecta, Diptera, Drosophilidae. Bases 117 to 659 code for a protein of 180 amino acids.
CUUAGUAGACGGGGCCAAAAACGUUAACAAAAUCCAGCGGGUAACACGCACACUUUCAUCCUGUAACACACGCAAACACCUAAUCACACAAGGGGCAAAAACAAAAACAGGAAGCCAUGGCCAAAAAGGAGGAGCUCCUCAUGGACGGGCCCAAGCGGAUGAACCUCGAGUUGGCCCUGAUGCUGGAGGACAAGCAGAACCUGCAGUUCCGCAAUCUGAUGGUGGAGCCGAACAACAUCUACAGGUGGACUGGAUUACUGAUGCCCGUAACUCCGCCCUACGACAAGGGUGCCUACAAGAUGGAGAUCGACUUUCCGCUGGACUAUCCAUUCAAGCCACCUCGCAUCCACAUAAACACACGGAUGUAUCAUCUGAAUGUGAACGAGCGGGGUCAGAUAUGUGUGCCCAUCCUGGAGAUCGAGCACUGGAUUCCCACCACGCGAAUUGAUCAGGUGCUGCAGGUCCUGCUGGCCACCAUUAAUGAUCCCCAGCCGGACAACGCCUGGCACGUGGAAAUGGCCGGUGAGUACCGCAAUGAUCCGGUGCGGUUCUUCAAAAUGGCCAAUGCCUGGGUGGAGAAGUACAGUGAACACCGGCCCACCGAAGAUGAACUGGCUAAGUUUGCCCGCAAGCGCAAGAAAAUGAUGUCAAAGGAUUAAAAAAUUGUUAAGUUGUAGAUAAUGCUGUAAAAAGCCACUUUAAUGCCCUGCAGUCUUGAGUGAUGUAAUAUGAUUCAGUGAAAUAUAUGUGUUUUUAAAGCCCCUAGUAAAAUAUAAGUGCCAGAUGAAAAUACAAACAUUUAUUA